AAGACUUUGACACAAUGUCGCUUAUGCCUACUUAAUGGUGGUGCAUUAAUAUCCCCAGCGAAAGUGAAACGGAGGUAUAAAAGUGGGUAAAAUCUUAAUAACCCUAUACAGUUCACAUCUUGAACUAGAAGCAUCAACUGACGUAUGAUGAAAAAAUUGCUGUUAUUUACUAUCUUAGUCCUAGCCGCAGUGGCUGUAAGGGCUGAGGCGGAGGAGAAGAAAGAAGUUGACAGUAGCGAUAAGAAACCAACGAAACGUGGACUAUUAACAUUGGGUUAUGGAUAUGGUGGUGACUACGAUAACGGAUAUCUUCUAGGCCAAGGAGGAUACGGAUUGGAAGGAGGAAUUACUUUAGGAACCGGUUUAGGCCAUUACGGAUAUGGAAUCGAUCUAGGACACAGCACCGCAAUUGAAAAAACCAUAACCCUUGUAAAAGGAGUACCAGUCCCAUACCCAGUAGAAAAACACAUUCCGUAUCCAGUUAUAAAGAAUAUCGCUGUACCAGUUAAAGUACCAGUACCACAGCCAUACCCGGUUGAAAAGCACGUGCCAUAUCCAGUCAAAGUACCAGUUAAGGUGCCUGUUCCCGUUCCACAACCCUACCCAGUUGAAAAAAUUGUGCACGUGCCAGUCCAUGUUCCAGUUGACAAACCAUACCCAGUAAAAGUUUUAGUACCACAACCAUAUCCAGUAGAGAAACACAUCCCAGUUCCCGUAAAAGUGCCAGUUCCACAACCAUACCCAGUAGAAAAACCAGUCCCAUUUCCUGUCAAAGUACCAGUUCACGUUCCACAACCAUACCCAGUAUACAAAAAUGUCCCAGUACCCGUAAAAGUCCCCGUCGACAGGCCCUACCCGGUACAUGUACCUCAACCUUAUCCAGUUGAAGUUAUUAAGCACAUUCACGUUCCCGUGGACCGACCAGUACCAUAUGAAGUCAAAGUACCAGUAGACAGGCCAUAUGCUGUUCAUGUAGAAAAACCAUACCCAGUACCAGUAAAGGUACCCGUACCUGCCCCGUACCCAGUAGAAAAACCUGUCGCUUAUCCCGUAGAAAAGCCCUAUCCGGUACCAGUAAAAGUUUUAGUUGACAGACCCGUACCUGUGCCUAUAGAAAAACACAUUCCUUACCCCGUAGAGAAACCAUACGCCGUCCCCGUUAAAGUGCCAAUUCCAUACCCUGUUGUUCACACCCCCGUUGUUCAUGACGCUCCAAUUGCUCACAACUAUCAUGGUGGAUAUUACGAUUACCACCACUAAAUUUGAAAUGUUCACACUGUGUGUGUUUAAUACGCAAUCUCAACCCUAAUGUAUUUAUACCGUAUUAUGUUACUGUAAUAAACUUCUUGUUUUAUUUUUUUAAA
Molecule: messenger RNA, 1364 nt
Organism: Photinus pyralis (common eastern firefly)
Lineage: Eukaryota; Metazoa; Arthropoda; Insecta; Coleoptera; Lampyridae
Product: skin secretory protein xP2-like
Exons: 2
Coding region: 145-1260 (371 amino acids)
Source: RefSeq, a predicted model, not a curated record